This is a messenger RNA of [Candida] anglica, 231 nucleotides long. The record is from the annotation of a GenBank genome assembly. NCBI's taxonomy places the organism in Eukaryota, Fungi, Ascomycota, Pichiomycetes, Serinales, Debaryomycetaceae.
AUGAUUACUCCUAAAAAAAAUAGUGGUGUUACCUGCUUUGAAUUUUACACACAAGCGACUUUUUUUUUCUUGUUACGGCCAAUAUAUACUAAUAAUCAAUUGUAUAAUGACAUUUCUUUUUCUACAAUCAUUAUUUAUCAAAUUCAUAUCCAUCUAUCUAUUUUCAAAUUUCGGUCAUUUUAUUCUUCUUCACUUAUGUCUUGUAAAUAUAAUUCUUUAUUCUUUCUAUAA